Striga asiatica is the source of this 3838-nucleotide messenger RNA. NCBI's taxonomy places the organism in Eukaryota, Viridiplantae, Streptophyta, Magnoliopsida, Lamiales, Orobanchaceae. The record is from the annotation of a GenBank genome assembly.
GUAAAUAAAUAAAUAAAUUACAUCACUCUCUCUCUAGAAUAACUCCGUCUAACACAAACCCUAACACUUAUCUUUCAUCGUCACCCUUCUCUUCCAUUUUCUCUCACUAAAAGACCGAAUCUGCUCCUCAGCAAUGGCUUCUCGGAGGCUGAUAGCCUCACUUCUCCGAUCCUCCGCCGCCCGCCGCCCUACAUCUCCGUUCUGUUCAUCCCCGAAGCCCAGGCCCCGGCCGUCUCCGACCGGGCAUUUUCUUCAUCGCUUCGCUGCUCACUACGCCUCAUCGGCAGCUGCGGCGGAAUCUCCACCCUCCAAGGCGGCGCCUAGCGGCGGUCUCGGUGGGAAAAUCACGGAUGAGUUUACUGGUCAAGGCGCAAUCGGAAAGGUGUGCCAGGUUAUCGGCGCCGUCGUUGAUGUGAGGUUCGACGAUGGUUUGCCCCCGAUUUUAACGGCGCUGGAGGUUUUGGAUAACCAGAUCAGGCUAGUUCUGGAGGUAGCUCAGCACUUGGGUGAAAAUGUGGUGAGGUGUAUUGCUAUGGAUGGUACUGAAGGUCUGGUUAGAGGACAGCGCGUGCUCAACACCGGCUCGCCGAUUACUGUGCCUGUUGGUAGAGCCACUCUGGGUCGCAUUAUCAAUGUUAUUGGAGAGCCUAUUGACGAGAGAGGCGAUAUUAAGACGGAACACUUUUUACCCAUUCACCGUGAAGCUCCAGCCUUUGUGGAGCAGGCUACAGAACAACAAAUUCUUGUCACUGGUAUUAAGGUUGUCGACCUUCUUGCACCUUACCAGAGAGGUGGAAAGAUUGGCCUUUUCGGCGGUGCUGGUGUUGGGAAGACUGUUCUUAUCAUGGAACUUAUCAACAAUGUUGCGAAAGCCCAUGGUGGUUUCUCAGUCUUUGCUGGUGUAGGAGAACGUACACGUGAGGGAAAUGAUUUAUACAGAGAAAUGAUUGAAAGUGGUGUCAUCAAGCUAGGUGACAAGCAGGCUGAUAGCAAAUGUGCCCUAGUCUAUGGGCAAAUGAACGAGCCCCCGGGUGCCCGUGCUCGUGUUGGACUCACUGGAUUGACUGUGGCUGAACACUUCCGUGAUGCUGAAGGACAGGACGUGCUUCUCUUCAUUGACAACAUUUUCCGUUUUACUCAAGCUAACUCAGAAGUGUCUGCUUUGCUCGGACGUAUUCCCUCGGCCGUCGGAUAUCAACCUACACUUGCUACGGAUCUUGGAGGCCUUCAAGAGCGUAUUACUACGACAAAGAAGGGUUCUAUCACAUCUGUCCAAGCCAUAUAUGUGCCUGCUGAUGACUUGACGGAUCCUGCCCCUGCUACUACAUUCGCUCACUUGGAUGCCACUACUGUGUUAUCGAGACAGAUUUCUGAGCUUGGUAUCUAUCCUGCUGUGGACCCUCUGGACUCAACGUCCCGCAUGCUUUCUCCUCAUAUCCUAGGAGAGGGGCAUUACAACACUGCACGUGGUGUGCAGAAGGUUCUUCAGAACUAUAAAAAUCUUCAGGAUAUUAUUGCCAUUCUGGGAAUGGAUGAGCUUAGUGAAGAUGACAAAUUGACUGUUGCCCGUGCUCGGAAAAUCCAGCGUUUCCUGAGCCAGCCUUUCCAUGUUGCCGAAGUUUUCACGGGUGCACCUGGGAAGUAUGUUGAGCUGAAGGAGAGUAUUAACAGCUUCCAGGGAGUUUUGGAUGGGAAAUAUGACGAUCUUCCAGAACAAUCAUUUUACAUGGUUGGAGUCAUCGCCAUGUCUUCUCGGAGGCUGCUGGCCUCAUUUCUCCGUUCCUCUGCCGCCCGACGCCCUAGAUCUCCCUUCUGUUCAGCCCCCAAGCCCACUCCCCGGCCGUCUCCCACCGGCCAUUUUCUUCAUCGCUUCGCUGCUCACUACGCCUCAUCGGCAGCUGCGCCGGCACCUCCGACCUCCAAGGAGGCUCCUAGCGGCGGUCUCGGUGGAAAAAUCACGGAUGAAUUCACCGGUCAAGGCGCGAUCGGGAAGGUGUGCCAGGUUAUCGGCGCCGUCGUUGAUGUGAGGUUCGACGAGGGGUUACCCCCCAUUUUGACGGCGCUGGAGGUUUUGGAUAACCAGAUCAGGCUUGUUCUGGAGGUAGCUCAGCACUUGGGUGAAAAUGUGGUGAGGUGUAUCGCUAUGGAUGGUACUGAAGGGCUGGUUAGAGGCCAGCGUGUGCUCAACACUGGCUCACCGAUUACUGUUCCGGUUGGUAGAGCUACUCUAGGUCGCAUUAUCAAUGUCAUUGGAGAGCCUAUCGAUGAGAGAGGCGAUAUAAAGACUGAACACUUCUUGCCGAUUCACCGUGAAGCUCCAGCGUUUGUUGAGCAAGCUACAGAACAGCAAAUUCUUGUCACUGGUAUCAAGGUUGUCGACCUUCUUGCACCUUACCAGAGAGGAGGAAAGAUUGGGCUUUUCGGUGGUGCUGGUGUCGGGAAGACUGUACUUAUCAUGGAACUUAUCAACAACGUUGCAAAAGCUCAUGGUGGUUUCUCUGUCUUUGCUGGCGUAGGAGAACGUACCCGUGAGGGUAACGAUUUAUAUAGAGAAAUGAUUGAAAGUGGUGUCAUCAAGCUAGGUGAUAAGCAGGCUGAUAGUAAAUGCGCCCUAGUCUAUGGCCAAAUGAACGAGCCCCCGGGUGCCCGUGCUCGUGUUGGACUCACUGGAUUGACUGUGGCCGAACACUUCCGUGAUGCAGAAGGGCAGGACGUGCUUCUCUUCAUUGACAACAUUUUCCGUUUUACCCAAGCUAACUCAGAAGUGUCUGCUUUGCUUGGACGUAUUCCUUCGGCCGUCGGAUAUCAACCAACACUGGCUACAGAUCUUGGAGGCCUUCAAGAGCGUAUUACUACGACUAAGAAGGGUUCUAUUACAUCUGUCCAAGCCAUAUAUGUGCCUGCUGAUGACUUGACGGAUCCCGCUCCUGCUACUACAUUCGCUCACUUGGAUGCCACCACUGUGUUAUCGAGACAGAUUUCGGAGCUUGGUAUCUACCCUGCUGUGGACCCUCUGGAUUCAACAUCCCGCAUGCUUUCACCUCAUAUCUUGGGAGAAGGGCACUACAACACUGCCCGUGGUGUGCAGAAGGUUCUUCAGAACUACAAGAAUCUUCAGGAUAUUAUUGCCAUUCUGGGAAUGGAUGAGCUUAGUGAAGAUGAUAAAUUGACCGUUGCCCGUGCUCGGAAGAUCCAACGUUUCUUGAGCCAACCUUUCCAUGUUGCGGAAGUUUUCACGGGUGCACCUGGGAAGUAUGUUGAGUUGAAGGAGAGUAUUAACAGCUUCCAGGGAGUCUUGGAUGGGAAAUACGAUGAUCUUCCGGAACAGUCGUUCUACAUGGUUGGAGGUAUCGAUGAGGUGAUUGCCAAGGCCGAGAAGAUUGCCAAAGAAUCUGCAGCUUAGAAUUACAUGUCAAACACUUCUUUCAGUGUCUCCUUCGUCUUUUGUUCCGCUAUAUGGAUAAUCGCGAAAAUAAAAUAACUCUUGGCUUUGCCAAAAUUUGAGAUGUUACUUCUCUUGGGCGAACAAAUUUCGCCUUCACUGUUUUUAGGCGUCGUGCGGGCAAUGAUACUAAUGUUUUACGGAUAUGUGCCUCCUAUCAGAAGCCCCUUUUCUCUUGUCGUUUGAGCCAAUAAGCGUGUAUAAUUUUUUUAGCCUCAUCAGACUCAUCAUUGACACCAUCUUUGUUAUCAAUCAUCGAAUGAUAGACUGGUUUUUGGGUGGAGCCGCAUCUAAUUAGCCUGACAGGCUUCAAAACAUUCUUGAUAAUACCAUAUUUGGAUUAUAUAAUUGAUCAACCAAAAAAUAAAUAAAUAAGUAAAAAUUUCUCAAAUUGGA